AUGUCCUUCAAUAUUGUGACUACAGUCGGUGUCGUUAGUUCUGUUGCUGUUUACUAUUUCUAUUUCAGUGGAAGGUUUACGGUUUCAUUAACUGUCUUGAUAGCUUAUGCCAUUUUCUAUUCAGAAUCCAAUGAGAAACACAAAGAAGGGAAUGCAGCACAUCCUAUCACUCCUGUAAAGAAGGAGAAAAAGGCUUGUUGCUGUAGUGGGAAGAAAGAGGGUGAGAAGAAGAAAAGUGGUUCAGGUAGUUGUUGCUCAGGCAAAAAGAAUGGAAGCGGUGGUGGUGGAUGUUGUUCUACAAAGAAACUUAUCGAUGUAGACCAAAACGAAAUACCACAAGAGGAUGAUUCAAUGACUAUUGAUUUUACCACUGCUUUCUUGGAAAAAAAGAGCAAGAAGGUCAAAAAAGUUCCCAAAAUAUUCUCUGCUGCAAAGCCUGACAGCGUUGCACCCGCCAGUCCCAAACAAAAGGAAAUAGAACCUACUGAACCUGCACAGGAUAAUUUUAUCAGAAGUGCACUAACAAUAUCAAAUGAAACAAUGUUAAAUUCUCAAAUAUAUGUUUUUUACAGUUCAUUACAAGGUUCUGGUGAAAGGUGUGCCAAGAUUGUUCACGAAACUCUAACUGCCAUGCCAGAGUUAGCUCACCAACCAAAAUUAUUAAAUUUGGAUGAACUGAACGAUAUUGAUGAAUACUUCGUUGAUGUACCCUGUGAAAACGCAUUAUAUGUUCUUGUGGUCCCUUCAUAUGACGUUGAUUGUCCCCUAGAUUAUUUCUUGCAGACACUAGAGGAGAAUUUUAAUGAUCAUAGAAUUGAUGGAUUCCCACUUAGAAAAUUAGUUGGGUAUUGUGUUUUGGGGUUAGGUGAUUCUGAAUCAUGGCCUGAAAAAUUUUGUUAUCAAGCUAAGAAUACUGAUCACUGGAUAGCAAGAUUAGGUGGUAGACGUGUCUUCCCCGUUGGAGAAGUUUGUAUGAAAACAGAUGGUGUCAAUAAAGUUACUGAGUGGGCUAAUUUAUUAGCAGAAACUUUGAAAGAUGAUGAACCUAUCAUUUAUGAAUAUGACGAAACAUGUGAUAUUGAAGAAGAUGCCGGAGCUGAUUACGCUAGUGACGGAAGUGAUGAUGAAGGACUAGCUGAUGUAGAAGAUUUAGCGGGUAAAGAAGCCACUUCAAAGAAGAACUCAAAUUCAAUGGAAACUAAACAAAUGGUAUCGAAAGAUAGUCCAACUUAUAGAAAUUUAACAAAGCAAGGAUAUCGAAUUGUUGGUUCUCAUUCAGGUGUUAAGAUUUGUAGAUGGACCAAGAAUGAAUUGCGUGGUAAGGGAUCCUGUUACAAGAAAUCCUUGUUCAAUAUUGCAUCAAGCAGAUGUAUGGAAUUAACACCAUCACUAGCAUGUUCUUCUAAAUGUGUCUUUUGUUGGAGACAUGGUACUAAUCCGGUUUCUAAGAGCUGGAGAUGGGAAACAGAUGAUCCAGAAUAUAUCUUAGAAAAUGCAUUAAAAAGCCACUAUGCCAUGAUUAAACAAAUGAGAGGUGUUCCCGGUGUCAUUGCUGACAGAUUCACGAACGCUUUUAAGGUUGGCCAUUGUGCAUUAUCUCUUGUGGGUGAACCAAUCAUGUAUCCUCAUAUUAAUAGAUUUGUCGAGUUAUUACAUGAAAAGGAAAUAACAAGUUUCCUUGUUUGUAAUGCGCAACAUCCUGAAGCCCUUGAAAAUAUUGGUAAAGUGACCCAACUGUACGUUUCCAUUGAUGCUCCAACUAGAGAUGAAUUAAAAAAAGUGGAUAGACCAUUGUAUAAAGAUUUCUGGGAAAGAAUGCUUCAAUGUCUAGAUAUUCUAAGAACCAAACAAUCACAUCAAAGAACAGUAUUUAGGUUAACUCUAGUGAAGGGUUUCAAUAUUGGUAAUAUUAGUUCGUAUGCUGACUUAGUUCAAAGGGGACAACCUUGUUUUAUUGAGGUUAAAGGUGCCACGUAUAGUGGUUCUUCAGAUGGUAAUGGUAAUCCAUUAACUAUGCAAAAUAUUCCAUAUUAUGAGGAAUGUACCACAUUUGUAAAGAAAUUUACUGAAGAGUUACAAAGACGUGGACUAAACUAUGAAGUUGCUGCUGAACAUGCACACUCAAACUGUAUCUUAAUUGCUAACACCAAAUUUAAGAUUGAUGAUGAAUGGUAUACUCAUAUUGAUUUUGCUAAAUUUUUUGAGAACUUGAACUCAGGAAAGAAUUUCACAUAUAUGGAUUAUAUGUCUAAAACACCUGAGUGGGCACUAUUUGGUAACGGUGGGUUUGCACCAGGAAACACUAGAGUCUAUAGAAAGGACAAAAAAAUGAAAAAUAAGGAAAACUUAAAUGUUGCUACUGAGAACACAGUAGAGACUUCUGCAGAAGUCUCUGUUAAUGCAUAA
Molecule: messenger RNA, 2406 nt
Organism: Naumovozyma castellii
Lineage: Eukaryota; Fungi; Ascomycota; Saccharomycetes; Saccharomycetales; Saccharomycetaceae
Gene: TYW1
Product: putative tRNA 4-demethylwyosine synthase
Exons: 1
Coding region: 1-2406 (801 amino acids)
Source: RefSeq, a predicted model, not a curated record